Monomorium pharaonis (pharaoh ant) is the source of this 4547-nucleotide messenger RNA. It is a transcript of the gene mlt, whose product is annotated as tubulin-specific chaperone cofactor E-like protein. NCBI's taxonomy places the organism in Eukaryota, Metazoa, Arthropoda, Insecta, Hymenoptera, Formicidae. Gene Ontology annotation, biological process: protein folding. The record is from RefSeq and is a predicted model, not a curated record. The coding region runs from base 420 to 1958 and encodes 512 amino acids. The transcript is spliced from 7 exons. Gene Ontology annotation, molecular function: alpha-tubulin binding.
GCCUUCGCCUCCGCCUCCGCUGCCGCCACCGCCGCCGCCACCAUCGCCACUGCCUCCACCUCCUCCACCGUCGGCCGCUCAGCUGUUUCUGUUUACUAAACAAAGGAGCCAGUUCAACGCUGGAUGGCGAACGGCGCGUUCGCGCGCUACGCUACUCGUUCUCCGCUCGCGGGAUCGACGCUGACGCCGACGACGACGACGUACGCUCGAGUCCGCGCGACGCCGCGAACUCGCUGACGUGACGCGCCGCGACGCGACGCGAUCCGCGAAGGGAUCACCCCCGGCGCUCGGUCCGUCUGGCUCCGCAUGCGAAGGGGAUAACUACUCGGGAGAGCACUGUGCGACCGCUCCGACUGCGACGGCGAGCGCGGAGCGGCGGCCCGAGGUCCGAAGGGCGCGCUCAAACAAAUGCUGUAAAAAUGCCGUCGUUGUUGGAAGCGCUGGAGCUGAAGUACGGCAGUUCAACAACGGACUGCUCGUUGACCGACGACGAGGCGGAGUCCGGUUCACCCAAAGCCGCCCUGUCGGUGAGCAUCUUCAUCCCCAAGAAGUCUCCACGGCACACGGUGCCGGCGCUGCUGGUGCUUCAGGAUUGCGACAUAGAGUCGGCGGGCAAUGACGACGAGAAGCUCCGCAGCAAGUGCAAGAACGUCGAGGAGCUUGACCUGGCGCAGAACAAGCUGUCGCAAUGGACGGAGGUAUUCGGCAUCCUGCAGCACAUGCCCAAGAUCAAGUUCGUAAACUUGAGCUUCAAUUGCCUUGCGGAAGUGCUGGACAUCAAACACGGUAACUACGAUCUUCUGAGGAACCUUGUGCUCAACGGUACCAGAGUGUCCUGGUCGACGGUGCAAGGGCUGGUGCAGCUUCUACGUAAUCUUGAAGAACUUCAUUUAUCCUUAAACGAAUACAAAACGGUGGAUCUGGAUCAUCAAAAACCGGAGAACGUGAAUCCAGCACUGAAGAAAUUACACUUUACCGGCAAUCCCGUGGAAAUUUGGAAUGAGAUCACGAAGCUAGGAUAUCUUUUUCCGAAUCUAAAGAGCCUCGUUCUCGCCGAGUGUCCGAUCAGGUCGCUCGGUUUGGAGGAAAAUCGGAAUUUGCCGAGCGAGGAUACCCGCCGAGCUAAGGAAGAGGCCCAUGGACAGGAUACCGAAAACAUGAAUCACUUAGAUGCAGAUGAACACACUUCGUCGACGGAUGAGACGGGAAACAGGAUAUUCGAAAGCAAGGUCAACUAUGACAGAUCUGAAUCGAAGCCAGAAUCUAAUGGAACGACCAUUAAAUCGCCUCACGAUCCCUUCAGGAUGUUGAGGUUCUUGAACCUGAACGGCACCCUGCUAUCGACCUGGGACGAAGUCGAGAGGCUCGCCAGGUUUCCCGCGCUAAAGUCGCUCAGGAUCCAAGGCUGCCCGCUUUUCGAGAGUCCACGAGAGUACACAGAACACGAGAGGCGACAGCUACUAAUAGCACGGCUGCCGAACGUCGAGACUUUGAACGGCGGCGGCGUGAUAUCGUCUCAGGAGCGCGAGGACGCCGAGAGGGCCUUCAUACGUUAUUACAUGGACAAACCGGAAGCUGACCGACCCGAAAGAUAUUCCGAGCUCGUGGCUAUUCACGGAAAGUUGGACCCCCUGGUGAACGUAGAUUUGACACCGGAGAAAAGGGUCAAGGUCACAUUCACUUACGGAGAUCUCGUCGAGGUACGGUCUGUAGAUGUAUAUAGAACAGUUUUCGAAUUAAAAACCAAGUUGGAAAGUAUGGUGAAAAUUCCUGCCAACAGAAUGAGACUUUUCUACGUUGACCAGGAAAUGAAGGCGCAAUAUGGACCAGAGGAAAUGUUGUAUCCAAACAAGCAACUCUACCGAUACAACAUUAGGAACGGCGACGAGAUUAUCAUUGACAGCAAACUGAAUCGAUUUGCAUCGACAUCUUCUGCCACAUCUUCCAUUCGUUCCUGAAAAAGAACGACGAGUGAAUCGUGAAUCGAUAUCAAGGAAAUCCGAUAACUCUUCGGGUUCCGAUCUCCUUAUAGCCUCCGUGUUGCGAUGCUCGUUGUGACAAUACUGUUACAGAUAAAGAGACGGCGUCGCAAACGGUGUUCACGUUCGCGUUUGUUAAUGCCGCGAGUCUGUGAAAACCGAGAAAUGUUACAAUUUGAGAAAGACGAUUCGAGAGCAAAUGUUUCUUUACGUAAAAGUAUAAGAGUUAAAUGUAUAGAAUUAGCGAUUUGCGGAUGUUCAAUGUUACUUUAAACCGCAAAUAUUUCAAAAAUAAUAGUGGGCAGAUGAUACAAAGGGAAAUCGUGAAUCGCUAAAAAUUUGGUAAUUUAUGAGAGCCGAAGUUAUCUAAGGGCAAGAAGCGUUUCUUCAUAAACGGUAUGUCUAGACAUUUUCUGAAAAUGGUUGCAAAUUACAACCGUCAAUGCACUUUGGUCGCAGCAAAUGAUCGUAUGAUCCAACGCGAUUGUUAGAUAAUUAUUUCUUUGCAUAACAAACUCAUUCAGAAACCUCGAUGUAAAAACUUAAAUCGCUACUAACGAGCCUGGUGUAUAGAGAGUAAUUAAUUGUGUCCAGUGUACACGCGUACACGUGCUUAGAUGGGUAGUUAGUCGGUUUUUUUUUUCUUUAACGCGUAGUAGUUCUCAUUUGUCUUAGGAGACAAAGGAUAAUGAGAGAGCAGGAAUGUACAUAGCAAAUUUCAAUUUCCAGCCAAAUUCAAUGUAGCAAAGGAGAUUAACGCCGUUUGCUCGAUACGAAAGAAAGUGAUAGGAGCUUGUAGAGAAAGAUAAUAAGACUCGUCUUAAGACGAUGCCAACGACGAUUGUGACGACAAGACGUUGCCGUUGAGACUGCUGUAACAAAGAGAGCGAAAUAUUUUUGUAAAGAUCACGGACAAUUACCUUCAAAGAAAGUAUAAGAUUUACCGUAUCUCGUUCACGAGACAAACGCGUUUUGCUUCUUCUCGCUCGAGCACCGGGCAAUGAUAAAAGUGUGUAACGCAGUCGCAAUCGAGUUUGCGCUCUGAGAGUCGCGAGAGUCGCUUGUAAAAGGCAUGGUGAAACUUUACGCGAAAUUUUUAAAAGUGCUUUAAAGAGUUAGCGGAUUGUACUCAUAUCGCUGGUUUGCGAAAGCGUCGUCCACUUACGUUGUCAUCUCGACAAGUGAUCUCUGUACUCUGUAUACUUACAAGUGAACACUUUCCUCUCCGUAAACUCCGUGCGUGAGAUUAAAACGCACAGUUGUUACCAGCUCCUGAAUCGCGACGUGAAUUGUAACGCAGUCUUCGUGAAGCGCGAGAGAAAAUUUGUGAAACCGCGCGGGAGUCGUAUACGAUUGAAAAUACGUUGCUAUCGUCUAUUUUCGGUACGUACUUAACGCUACGAGUACAAGAUCUUCACUUCAUCGAAUUUCAUAUCUUCGAAUAAUAUCCUUUUCUCUUGUAAUUCUUAGGUAUUGAAUUUGUGUGGCAGCAUAUCGCAAUCGUUCUGUCGCGAGAACGGAAAUCGUAAUACGUUGACGACAGCGGUUGAUAUAGAGCUGAUGUAAAUCUCAAAUGUGAUAAAUAUAGGCAGCGUCGAUUGCGAUUUAUGAUGCGCGCGUAUAAUUUACGUGAUAUAGAUUCGUAAUCAUUCUCGAAUCUUGAAAGCAUAUCUUUUUUUCCCCGAAUGCUAUAAAUACGUCUCGUUGCAUUUACAGCUUAUCUCCCCCGAUUUAAGGCACGGAACGAGCUUGCGAAAAGAAACCAAGAAACGUUGCGUUGCAUCGCUUUGUUUUUGAAUCCGUCGGACGGUGUGUAUCGGGUUUCGAUUUCUUUUGCCCACAAGCAACGAAGCUUGCGGAGUCACUUAGUGCCUGCCUUUUACGUACUAGCAGUAACUUGGAUACUUCUAACACUGCCCUGUGAAUAUGAUAAAACGUAAUUCGGGACGACAAGGUUCUCGGUAUAGUAACGAGAAACGCAGACCGAAUUCUUGGAGCAGCUAAAACUCCAGUAUUGACCAAGAUUCAUCUUUGUAUGUCGUAGAGUGAAACGUCACUUAAAAAAAAACAACAUUUGAGUUCAUGCAAUUUUUCAAGUGACUUUUCACUCUACGAUUUAGAGAAUAAUAAAAUUUUAUUAUUAUUGUAUAGAAUUAACAAUGUCUUAGUUGUGUCCCAAUUAACAAAUAUAAAUAUUCUGGAACGCUGUUUCGUUUGCGAUCAGUGAAGAGUCAGUUAAUGUUUGCCGUGAAAUAGUAUUGCUGCUGAAAAAAUUUGGUCGGACGUUUCCCGGAGACCGGAGCAGCAUUGCGAUAGUCAGGGAAAUGUUAACUGUAGAAUUCCAGUGCCAGUGUCGCACGUUCUGCCUUCGCGGCAUGGUUUAGUAAACAACGGAAAAUGAAAAUCAAUCAUAAAGGAGGACAAGGACGGAAUGGUAGUGGGGUCCCAUGACGCAUGUGUCUAGUCUCGGAAAAGGAACUUUGCAUUACUUUCAUUUUGUAAAAUACGAUCCUUUUUUGUGCUGGCGCAAAUGUACGUACUAACGAAAUAAAUCGUUUAUAUGAUAAA